CCCACUAGCGGGGAACGUUGAAAGUCCAGACAUUUCAGUACUCGAAUGUCUACCAGCAUUCACUCCUUGCCCUAAUUGUGCAGUAUUUAGAUUCUUGCCUGACCUUCAAUCAUGACGACUCCACGUGUUUUCAUUAUUCGCCAUGGUGAGACUGAAUGGUCGCUCAAUGGCCGGCAUACAGGUACAACGGAAUUACCUUUAACCUCGAAUGGAGAGGCUAGGAUACGCGCAACAGGACAAGCAUUGAUCGGAGAGGACAGACUGAUUGCUCCUCACAAUCUCGCGCAUAUCUACGUAUCUCCUCGACAGCGAGCACAACGGACUCUCGAGCUUCUUUCCAUCGGCUCUUCUUGCGAGAUUCCAUGGAAGGCGAAUUACGACCACACAUCCUCCACGAAACCUCGAACCGACGCUAACAUCGAGGUGACCGAGGACAUUCGCGAAUGGGACUACGGCGACUAUGAGGGUCUGACAAGCAAAACGAUCCGGGAAGAGCGUCAGAAACGAGGUGAAGGUGGCUGGGAUAUCUGGCGAGAUGGCUGCCCAGGCGGAGAAUCGCCGCACGAUGUGACCAAACGGCUAGAUCGACUGAUUCGAGACAUCAGGAAUCGAUUCCACGAAGCCGCCGCCGGGAAACCCAAAGGAGAAGCUCCAGCGUGCGACGUGCUUCUCGUGGCGCAUGGUCAUAUUUUGCGUGCUUUUGCUGCGAGAUGGAUUGGUAGAGAGAUCCACGAUAACCCGAACUUGAUCCUGGAGGCCGGGGGUGUUGGCACUUUGAGCUACGAACAUCACAGUAUCGAUGAGCCUGCAAUUUUGCUUGGUGGGGCGUUCAUGUCCGACGUUGUGGAAAACGCAAAGGAUGAUGUGAUGAAGCGUUAAGACAUCUGCCACGGAGAUUCCACAU
Molecule: messenger RNA, 904 nt
Organism: Pseudovirgaria hyperparasitica
Lineage: Eukaryota; Fungi; Ascomycota; Dothideomycetes; Acrospermales; Acrospermaceae
Product: phosphoglycerate mutase-like protein
Exons: 3
Coding region: 112-879 (255 amino acids)
Biological process (GO): ribose phosphate biosynthetic process
Molecular function (GO): sedoheptulose-bisphosphatase activity
Source: RefSeq, a predicted model, not a curated record